This is a messenger RNA of Paramecium pentaurelia, 1506 nucleotides long. NCBI's taxonomy places the organism in Eukaryota, Ciliophora, Oligohymenophorea, Peniculida, Parameciidae. The record is from the annotation of a GenBank genome assembly.
AUGAAUUAAGGCGGAUCAAAUGAUUUAUUAACAUUGAAAAGAGAGAAGUUUAGAAUAUAAAUUAGACAUUAAAAAUUAACAGAAGAAUUUAAGAAAAAAAGAAGGUUUUAUAAUUAUGAAUAAACAAAAAAUGAUUUUCUACAUAAGAUUUGUGAUGAACUAGCUAAAUAUCAAUUUAAAGAGUAGUUAGUUGAAGAAGACCUUAAUAAUAUUAAGUUAUUAAUAAAAGUACUCUAGAAAGCCUUGGAGGAUGAAUAAAAUAUUGAUUAUUGGGUGACUGAAAAUAUAGUAAAAAAAAUUAGGUAAUAUAUCAUAUAAUCUCAGAUUUUUUAUUAAUCUAUCUAAAGUGGAUACUGAGUUUUAAGAAAUAAAUGCAACACUUAUUCAAAGUGUUUUCUAUUAUCUAAAUAGAGAAGAUUAUUAAAGAUUUGCAGAAUUAGAUGAUAUUCAAUUAUUAGAUUAUCUUAAGAAUAAUAUUAAAGAAGAGAUAUUAGAAAUCUUUCCUUAAGUAAAUUUUAAAAUCAUUUUAGACUUUAAAUUGCAUCUAUUUUCUAGCUUAAGAAAAAUAGACAUAUAGAGAUUUUAUAAUCUAAAAUGAUUUUGAAUUUUUAACAUAAUUAAUGAUACUUGAUCCUUUUCGACAAUUUUCUGAAGUUAUCUUAGCCUUGAUAGGUUCAGCAUUUACUUUUUGUUUGGAAAUAAAUAUUGAUAACAUAAAAUCUAUAAAAGAAUAUGUUAUCAAAUCCUAUUUCGAUGAAAGUUAAGCAAUAAAAAGAUUAGCCUUAGAAAUUUUAGAAGAAAUUCCUUCAAAAUUAUCAUUUGAGAAUAAUUGUACAUUUGCAGAUGAAAUCAUUUCUUCUCCAAUGUUCUUAAAAAUUUAUGAUGCUGCUUUAAAAACUAAUUAUGAUUUUUUAGCUUUAAAAAUAGUAAUUAUUUAUUUUGGAAUAAGUGAUAAAUUUUUUGAGAAAGAACUUACUAUAUAUAAAAAAGUAGUAAAUUCAAAUCUUUAAUCAUAAGAUCUUAAUAAAGCAUUAAGAAUAUAAUUAUUUUGGGCUAUUUCAAAUAAAAUUCAUAAUAAAGAAUUCUUGAUUAAAUUAUUAGAUUCAAAAUUAUUAGAGGAAAUUUAUGAACAAUGUUUUGAAUUAUCAGAUAAUGAAGCUCUUGAAUUCUCUUAUGUUAUUUUGAAUUUAUCGAUUUUAGUAUAACAAUAUUUAUAUUUUUUAGUCUAAUGAAGAAUAACUAUCAAAAUUAAUAAAAAUAGGAUUGUUUAACAUAUGUAAUCAUUUUUUUUCAAUGGAAUCAAGAUCUAUAAAAAUAGAAGAACAUACAUUGAAAGCAUUAAUUAAUAUAUUACAUAAGUUAUCAGAUUGUUAAGAUAUUAAUAAUGAACUUGUAUUACCAUUCUCGGCUGUUAUAAAAAUGAUUGAAAUGACUGGACUUGUUAAUAAAGUAAAGGAUAGCAAAAGUGAUGAUAAAUUAAUCUAAGAUUUUGAUGUUUAUUUUUGA